AUGUCAGCAUCAUAUGAAGAUAACCUAAGUAGUUUAAAGGAUAUUAGUUUAGGAAGUAAAAAGAGUGAUAGCUCACUUGAUGAUAAUACAUCAACAACUUCUACCAAUACCAAUAACAAUAACAAUAACAAUACUACUUCUACUUCUACUACUUCUACAGCUACACCAACAACACCAUCAAAACCAAAUCCAUUAAUGGCAAUGUCAUUUGAUGAGAAUUGGGUAUCGGCAGCAUCAACAUUGGAAAUGAUUUAUUUUAGAAAUGCAAAUGCAACUCCAACACCAAUUUGGGCCUAUUGUGCCGAGAUUCAAGAAAACACAUUCCUUUUACUACUCAACAAGGAAAAGAUACAAAAAGACACAAAGCAAGAGAUUGAGCGUCUAGAAGCAUCCAAGCGUAUCCUAUACGAUCGUAUUUGCAAGCAAUAUGGAAAGUUUUUGCUCGUCAAGGAAAAGACCAAUAUUGCCAUCUCGAGAUUCUCACAUAUCCCAGGUCUCGUCCAUUUCAUCUUGAUCGAUCGUACCAACCAUCGAAUCAAGGCACCCACGAUAUCUCAGUUGAACGGUCCACGAAACACACUCAAUGUACAGCCAGAGGACAUGGUCCAGUUUAUCAAGAAACGUGUUUGGAAUAUGUACAGUCACUGUUGUCAUCAACUCAAAAAGGGAUACAGCUACCAAGUCAUCAAAGACAAGGAUUUCCAAUACAGUUAUCGUCUCUGGGUAGAAGACGAUGAGAGCAAAGAACAAAUUGUUGAACGUGACACUCGUAUCUACAACUCUCGUUCAAUCUACUCUGAAUUGGUCAAACGUUAUUAUCCACAACCCGUCAAAUGUCUAGAGCUUCUCACUCUCUAUAUUGGUGCUCUUCCAGUUUCUUUAAUCUAUAAAAAUGAUCGUGUUUUAUGUUCAUUAUUAUUUGAUAAAGAACAAGAAUAA
Cavenderia fasciculata is the source of this 939-nucleotide messenger RNA. RefSeq lists its product as uncharacterized. The coding region runs from base 1 to 939 and encodes 312 amino acids. Gene Ontology annotation, molecular function: guanyl-nucleotide exchange factor activity. The record is from RefSeq and is a predicted model, not a curated record. Lineage: Eukaryota; Evosea; Eumycetozoa; Acytosteliales; Cavenderiaceae. Gene Ontology annotation, biological process: vesicle-mediated transport. Gene Ontology annotation, cellular component: BLOC-3 complex. The transcript has a single exon.